UGGACAAUACAGCACUGGGUUAGCUCGUGGACAAUACAGCACUGGGUUAGCUCGUGGACAAUACAGCACUGGGUUAGCUCGUGGACAAUACAGCACUGGGUUAGCUCGUGGACAAUACAGCACUGGGUUAGCUCGUGGACAAUACAGCACUGGGUUAGCUCGUGGACAGUACAGCACUGGGUUAGCUCGUGGACAAUACAGCACUGGGUUAGCUCGUGGACAGUACAGCACUGGGUUAGCUCGUGGACAGUACAGCACUGGGUUAGCUCGUGGACAGUACAGCACUGGGUUAGCUCGUGGACAAUACAGCACUGGGUUAGCUCGUGGACAAUACAGCACUGGGUUAGCUUGUGGACAAUACAGCACUGGGUUAGCUCGUGGACAAUACAGCACUGGGUUAGCUCGUGGACAACACACUACUGGGUUAGCUCGUGGACAACACACUACUGGGUUAGCUCGUGGACAACACACUACUGGGUUAGCUCGUGGACAACACACCACUGGGUUAGCUCGUGGACAACACACCACUGGGUUAGCUAUUGGACAGGUGUGUCAUAGCUAGUGGAAGAUAGUGAACCAGUGUGUUAACCAAUGAAAGACGGGGAAGCAGUGUGAUAUCCAGUGAAAGACGGGGAAGCAGUGUGAUAUCCAGUGAAAGACGGGGAAGCAGUGGGUUUGUCAGUGGAAGAACGGGAAGCAGUGGGUUUGUCAGUGGAAGAACGGGAAGCAGUGGGUUUGUCAGUGGAAGAACGGGAAGCAGUGGGUUUGUCAGUGGAAGAACGGGAAGCAGUGGGUUUGUCAGUGGAAGAACGGGAAGCAGUGGGUUUGUCAGUGGAAGAACGGUAAGCAGUGGGUUUGUCAGUGGAAGAACGGGAAGCAGUGGGUUUGUCAGUGGAAGAACGGGAAGCAGUGGGUUUGUCAGUGGAAGAACGGGAAGCAGUGGGUUUGUCAGUGGAAGAACGGGAAGCAGUGGGUUUGUCAGUGGAAGAACGGAAGCUGUGGGUUUGUCAGUGGAAGAACGGAAGCUGUGGGUUUGUCAGUGGAAGAACGGAAGCAGUGUGUUAAGACGUGGAAGACAGGGACGGUGUUUGUCAGCCAGUGGAAGACAGGACAGAAUGGCCUUGUUUAGCACCGCCAUCGGCACCCAAAAUCUGGGCUCCUACUACUGCCUCAUCCGCAGAAGGUUCAAGAGGAGGCGCAAGAAACGCAGUGAGCGCCAAGGUGGAGCCGGCGCUCGGCAGCCCCGGUCCCAACAGAAGCUCUUCACCAUGGACAUGGACGAAGAGGAGAAUAUGAGUUCGAGCAGCACCGACGUAAAGGAAAACCGUAACCUGGACAACGUCUCCUCCAAAGAGGGGGCAGCUGUGGUCGAGCAGCUCCCCAACGGCAGUGGUGGGGGGAGUAGGAAGCGUCCCCUAGAGGAGGGGAACAAUGGACACACACAAUCCAAGUUCCGGGCCAAGAAGCGUAAGAAAACGCCAGGCCCGGUUCUACCCAAGAAUGCCCUCAUGCAGCUGAAUGAGAUAAAGCCGGGGCUGCAGUACAAGCUGCUGUCUCAGACCGGUCCGGUCCAUGCUCCUGUGUUUGUCAUGACAGUUGAGGUCAACGGGCAGCAGUUUGAGGGCUCAGGCCCCACCAAGAAAAAGGCCAAGCUGAAUGCGGCUGAGAAGGCCCUGCGCUCCUUUGUCCAGUUUCCCAAUGCCUCCGAGGCACACCUCGCAAUGGGCCGUACGCUGACCGUCAACACAGACUUUACGUCCGACCAGGCCGAUUUCCCGGACAUGCUCUUCAAUGGUUUUGAAACACCUGCACCGCCUGAGGACUCUUUUUAUCUGGGCUCCAAUGGCAGCGGUUCUUUGAACUCACUGGGAGAGUACCCCAUGCCCUCAACGCCAGGUGCUAACCUUGCCCAGGCCCUGUUGCCUCCUCCCUCCUCUUUCACCUCACCCUCUAGUGGGAAGAACCCAGUCAUGAUCCUCAAUGAGCUGAGGCCAGGUCUCAAGUAUGACUUUGUGUCAGAGAGCGGCGAGAGCCACGCCAAGAACUUUGUGAUGCAGGUGUCUGUGGACUCGCAGCAGUUUGAGGGCUCCGGACGAAACAAGAAGCUGGCCAAGGCCCGGGCCGCCCAGGCAGCUCUCUCAGCUCUUUUCAACAUGCAGCUGGACCAGACACCAUCCCGACAGCCCAUCCCCAGAGAGGGACUGCAGCUCCACCUACCCCAGGUCCUUGCCGACGCUGUCUCCCGCCUGGUGGUGGACAAGUUCAGCGAGCUGACGGACAACUUCACCUCCCCCCACGCACGGCGGAAAGUCCUGGCGGGGGUCGUCAUGACAACAGGCACUGACGUGAAAGAGGCCCAGGUCAUCUGCGUCUCCACGGGCACCAAGUGCAUCAAUGGCGAGUACAUGAGUGACCGCGGACUGGCGCUCAACGAUUGCCACGCGGAGAUCAUCGCCCGCCGCUCACUGAUCCGCUACCUCUACUCACAGCUGGAACACUUCCUCAGCAACAACAAGGAAGAGCACCAGAAGUCCAUAUUCGUGCGCUGUGACAAGCGUGGCUACCGGCUAAAGGACAACGUCCAGUUCCAUCUCUACAUCAGCACCUCGCCCUGCGGAGACGCGCGCAUCUUCUCGCCACACGAGGCCGGCAUGGAAGACCAAGGGGACCGACACCCCAACCGUAAGGCACGGGGCCAGCUGAGGACCAAGAUAGAGUCUGGGGAAGGGACCAUCCCUGUGAGGUCCAGCAACACCAUCCAGACCUGGGACGGGGUGCUGCAGGGCGAGCGGCUCCUCACCAUGUCCUGCAGCGACAAGAUUGCCAGAUGGAACGUGCUGGGCAUCCAGGGCUCUCUGAUGAGCUACUUCAUGGAGCCCAUCUACUUCUCCAGCAUCAUCCUGGGCAGCCUGUACCAUGCCGACCACCUGUCCCGGGCCAUGUAUCAACGCAUCGCAGACAUCGAGGACCUACCCCAGCAGUUCAGCCUCAACAGGCCUCUACUGAGUGGAAUCAGCAACGCGGAGGCGAGGCAGCCGGGAAAGGCGCCCAACUUCAGCGUGAACUGGGCAAUUGGAGACCAGGCACUGGAGGUCAUUAACGCCACCACGGGCAAAGACGAGAUGGGGCGCGCCUCCCGUCUCUGCAAGCACGCCCUCUACAGCCGCUGGGUUCGCCUCCACUCCAAGCUGUCAUCCACACUGAGGAUCAAGGUGUCCAAGCCCAGCUCGUACCAUGACGCCAAGCAGGCGGCGCUGGAGUACCAUAACGCCAAGACGACGCUCAUCAAGGUCUUCCACAAGUCCGGCCUGGGGGCCUGGGUGAAGAAGCCCAUCGAGCAGGACCAGUUUUCCCUUAACUCCUGAUUGGAGAACCUCCUGGACCAGCCCGACCCAUCGCAGCCCAAACCCUUCUCUAGGCCUGAGAGAGGGGCUCCUCUAAGCUACCAGCCACUGAGACUUCACGCCUGUGUGUGCACGUCUGUGUGUGCACGUGUGUUUGUGCGUGUGCCUGCGUGGGUGCGUGUGACUCGUGGGUGCAUGCAUGUAUGUGUGCGUUUAUAUGUCUGUCUGAGUGUUUGUUAUAAGUAAAGUAGGUGGUUCCUGCCACUUCCCUCCGUCCCAAACACUCAUUCCUCAUGGGUGUGGCGUCCAUAAAAUUUUCUUUUUUUACAUUUUAUUCUAAUGUAACCAUGUUCAGUUUGCCCUUUAAGUCCCUCCAUUUUUUUAACUGGAAUCUAUUUUAGUAGUUGAUUAUUUCUCAAGACACAAAAUAUGACGUUGUCCAAAUAGCAUGUAGUUACUCUCAAAGUUUUUCGAUAACCAAAAUGUACAUUGAUUGGCUAGAUAAGAGGUAUCAAACUCCCUUUGCCCCGGGGGCCUUGGUUGGUUGUCAAAAUGUUUUGAUGUGUCCUUGCUUUUUGUUAUAAUCAAUGAGCUGGACACAGUCAACAAACUUUAUGAAUGUAGGUCCAACAUAAGUUCCUGUUUGGUUUAAGUAAUAUAAAAAUGUAUUUGGUUGUAUUUCCAUACGACAUUUGACAUUUCAGUCACUUAGCAGAAACUUACUUUUAUGAUAUUGUUUCCAAUCAAAAUGUAUCCCACAUCUCUGGCAUUGGAAGAGCCUAGCUCUACCAACAGAGCCUUACAGGACAGUGGUCUUGCCCCUUGUAUUAAAUACAAAAUUAAUGGUUGCUCCCUUUGAAUCUUCGCUGAUCGGAAAUAUUUAAUUGUGGGCCGUUGUUGGUCAUUAAAGCCAUUCCAUCCUGGAGCACGGAGCCCUGGUGGGGGCCACUGACGACUGCACUUGAGUCUUUGGGCCUGGAGUGUUAAGGUAGUUAAGGAGACGCUGCACGUUUUUUUCUUAUUGUCUUAAGCCAUGGCUUUGCAUGGGAACUGUCUCCGAGGUCUGCAGAGCUGAUUUGGUCGAUAAGCAGUGGGAUCUCCUUGAGGGAAUUUUUGAAUGCCUGCAUCUUUUUUCUGCACAGGCAGCUUUGGAUCACGUUUGUGUCUUGAUGCGUGUUUGUUUUGUUUGAUUUCUUUGGUGUUUGUGGAGGGGGGGCUUUGUUUUAGUAUUGCAACUUUGUACUUUUUCGUGUUUGCGAGAUGUUGGGUUAUACUGCAACUAAAUAAUGGCAGGAAUAUGAUAUGUCCUAUCAGUAACAUGACAUUGGAGUUGCUUUAUACCUUCAUAAGCCUCAGUGGCAUUUAGCAUCAAUGCUCUGUGCAUUUAUAAAUGCUUAAAGCAUGUUUCUUUAACUUUUCUGGCCUGUGACCCAAAAACAAUCCUGGACCCCACCAAAAUAGUGAUAUAUUCAAUUAUUCACUUUUUAAAUUGAAGCUAUGACGGUCUGUCAAAAAUGUUGGUCUUAGAGUUGGGAUAAUAUGUCUGAAUUAUGAAUGGUUUGAAAUGUAUCAAUCUAGAUGUAUAGGAAAUGUGUAUACCUUUCUGUGUAGAAAUGUAUAUUAUCAUUCAUGUUAUUACUCAUGACUAGUCUGUUCUACAGGAAACUGAAGACAUCUGAAGGAAACUUUUAAUUUUUAAUUAAAUUAUUAUUACUCGAUCUGACUUUGAUCCGAGGUCCACCUUAUCUGACCCAAAAUUAUCGGAAUUAAAUUAUAACAGAUCAAUCAAACAGAAAUUAAUCAAAUACAAGAAAAUAGCUGCUUUAUUGCACCGCAAACCCACCACAUUGUUUUAACUCUUCUGGUAGUGAAUUUUAACAUUUCACAUGAAUUGUCUGUUGUCGCCUGGUCUCACUCUGUUGUACCGUUACCCAGGUUUUUUUGUCCAUUUCUUAAUAUUGUCAUAAUGACAUUACAAAUUUAUAUGCUGAGUUUCUGUAUGUGGCACAAACACACUGCUCUUCUCCAUAAUGGCUUUGUCUUCACAUUUUUUAUAUAAUAUAUAUAUAUAUUACAUAACCUACUGCUUUAGUGUGCAUUUCCCGGCCUUUGCACUAAGGUCUAUUUUUUCACAGAAAAACAAAGUCAGCAGUGUUUUAUAUCUAUUUGGAAUGUGAAAAACCUUUUCAGAUAAAUCGUUCCUAUUCCUUUAGAACAAUCCAUGGUAGGCAAAAGCUUAUGAUCACAUAUCUGCAGUGGAAACGUGAUAAAAUAGGCUAUAAAACAGUUCCCCUCUGCACACGUUGUCCCAAGCUGAUUGCCAUGGAAAACAUCUAGUUGAAACAAUGUUACAUUAGGCCUAGGCAAGUUCACUGUAACUGUCCUCAAACCUGAUAAGGAGAGGCACGUUGUCAGAGGCGAUUAAUGGUGAAUGAGCCUGUCCUGAAACAGAUGCAGUGCAUAGCAAAUGUGACUUGUGUAGGAUUUUAUAUAUUUUCUUAUUGAAAUGGAAUUUUGAUUCAGUUGGCAUUUCACAUUAUCCCAAAAAUCUGUGAUCCUUAAUCCGAGGGCAACUGCAUGCUAUGUCAACCUGGGGUUAUUAUGAAGGUCUAAAGUAGACUGUCAUGUCAUUCAAUGCAUAGGUCUCCAAGAGCCGUUUAAAGAACUCUACGCCAACGCUGAUUGAUCAUGUGCGAGUGAACUUCCAGUGGAACAAAGAGAAACGCAUGGGCUUUUACCAAGUUGGGUUUGGUACUACCACCCCACUCCCCACCAAAUGACCCAUCUGUUUAUGAUCCCUCAAUAUACCUGGGUGUUCUCGAAGCCUUUUCCCCGCUGUAUUCUUCGUGGUAAUCUUUUCAAUUUAGGCUAUUUCUACCACACAACUCUGGAUGCCAGUAAUGACAACUUGCUACUGUGCUAUCUGUGUGUUCUUCCUUAAACUGUAAACCAGUCACACCUUUAAUAUCAGCAUUGUUCUUUUGUUUGUGGUUGAGCGUUGCAGUCGAUGGCCAGUGAUAAACCCCAAUGUGAACAGACAUGCUGCAGAUAAAACUGGUUAUUGAGGUAUUCUAUAACUUGGUGUAUUUUUAUAUCCAGCAGUCCCAGCAGUGUGUGUGCGCACGCGCGUGCGUGUGUGUGUAUGUCUAGAGCAAAGUGCGUGUGUGCUUGCGCAUGUGUGACACCACUCGGUCAAAGUCAUGGCAACAUGACGUUCGGUAUUGCUGUGGAAUCUGCACCAAAGAUGAUGUCCUUGUGUUUUUUCUAUUUACUUUAUUCAGCAGACAAAAGACAAAAUCGGGAUACUUUUUUUUUUGUUUAGUUUUUUUUUAGACCUGUGUUAUUCAGAUUGCUGGGUGUGAUAUGAUGUUUUUGUUUUUAUACUUUCAUUUUACCAAUGUCUUUUUUUUUUUUGUAUAGUAAGAUGGUUUUGUGUUCUGUUUUAUUCCAGCUUUGUGAUGGAAUUUUGCGUGUCAGGCUCUCAGUAAUUCUGUAGCUGUUGAUUAUCAAGGUGUAAAUAUUGUGAACCUCUGUAUUAUUGCUAUGGAAUUGAUGCGACUAGGAUUAAUACUGGUUUAAAAAUGUGAUGCCUGUGCAACUAUUCUUCCUUCACUGACUAGUUCUGGUUCUCCCUCUUUUGCCUCUCAUGAAACAGCUGGGAUGUAUUGGAUUUAGUUUUGUCUUUUAUUUUGAAGUCGUAAAAAAAGUCUUGUUCCUUUUCUGCAGUGGCCAGAGAUUUGCUAGUCGUUUGGUGAGCCGAUUUCAAAUGUCCUGUAUGUUCUUUGUGGUGCACUUUUUUUUGUGUGCCUUUUGUGUCUCUCUAAAAGGCCUCUUAACCGCAAACGGCCGCAUUGGUUGCGGUAAUUUGGAUCAAUGACUUGAAGCUCAAGGUUGAGAGGAACAGACUAUCAGUUCUGUGUUUGUGGUCCAACCCAGUUUUCCCUCCGUCCCCUCCUCACCGUCCCAUUGUGGAACAAUAUGUCCUGAGGUCGUUGACAAUGGAGGAACCGAGCCAUGAGGCGGGCCUCAGAAAGAAAACUAGAUCCAGGUCAUGAGCAAUAUACCCCCCUUUAUGCCCCUUUAAUUAGGGCCCCCCUCUGUCCCCCCCGUCCCUCCCCAUUGUUCACUCUCUUUUAAAACAGAGAAUUUUUUAAAGGCGGCUUGCUUGUCUAUAGUAUGUUCUUUAUAUUUUUUUUGAAUGCACUAAAGAUGUCAAUUGAUGAUGUCAUGACAGAAACCGUCCCCCAACAUGGAUCGGUCGGAACUGUUUGCAAGAAACAGAACUGCUUCCCUAUAAUCAAGUGAUCCCAGUGAUCUGUGGUCCCCUGUCGGUCGGUCAUCCGGUCAGCCGGCCAUCCUGACUGCGUUGUGGUUAUCUGGUGACUGUUCGGUAGUCCCAGUGUGGCACACUCGGGGUGGUCAGAGCUCCUUACUCGUCCUCUCACCCCCUCGUCCGCUGCAGUCUCCAUCUGGACCACCAUCUUGCAUGUGCUCCCACACUGAAGCUGCACCUAAAGCAUGACGACUAACUUUUAAGGACUCGUAUGUAGAAAAAAAAAAUUGAUACAUAGAUAUAUAAAGUGAACAAAAAAAGAAUAAAGGAGACCUUAGUUUACUUUU
Esox lucius (northern pike) is the source of this 7964-nucleotide messenger RNA. It is a transcript of the gene adarb1b, whose product is annotated as adenosine deaminase RNA specific B1b. Gene Ontology annotation, molecular function: double-stranded RNA adenosine deaminase activity; double-stranded RNA binding; tRNA-specific adenosine deaminase activity. Gene Ontology annotation, biological process: RNA processing; adenosine to inosine editing. Gene Ontology annotation, cellular component: nucleolus; cytoplasm. The record is from RefSeq and is a predicted model, not a curated record. The transcript is spliced from 10 exons. Bases 1116 to 3365 code for a protein of 749 amino acids. Lineage: Eukaryota; Metazoa; Chordata; Actinopteri; Esociformes; Esocidae.